CACCACUCCAAGGUUGUAUUUGCUGUGAAAAAUCAUUACAAAAAGAUUGAAUCUUCAAGAUAAAAAAAUAUACAAACAUAAGUUUUUCAAUGAACCGCAGUUUGCUUCAUCAUGGCUGAAGUAUCUGCCGAAGUACCGGAACAUUGCCCGGGGACACAAAGUGAAGAUGCAGGAAAAGUUUCAGCAUGUGCCGGUUGUCCAAAUCAAAGACUUUGUGCUUCUGGAGCAACAAAACAACCUGAUCCAGGCAUUGCAUUAGUAAAAGAAAGACUUGCUGAUGUUAAAUAUAAGAUUUUAGUACUGUCAGGUAAAGGUGGAGUCGGCAAAAGCACAGUAACAUCACUGAUUGCUAGAGCUUUAGCCGCAGAUAAUCCAGAGAGAAAUGUUGGGGUGUUAGACAUUGAUAUCUGUGGUCCAUCACAACCAAGAGUUUUAGGAGUUAUUGGAGAACAAGUUCAUCAAAGCGGUUCGGGUUGGUCACCAAUUUACGUAGAAGAUAAUUUAUCGUUAAUGUCUAUUGGAUUUUUAUUAGAAAGUCCUAGUGAUGCUGUUAUAUGGAGAGGACCAAAGAAAAAUGGAAUGAUUAGACAAUUCUUGUCUGAUGUUGAUUGGGGAUCUUUAGAUUAUCUCAUUUUAGAUACUCCUCCAGGUACUUCAGAUGAACAUUUAUCAGCUGCAUCAUAUUUGAAAGCAAGUGGAAUCACUGGUGCUAUUGUUAUCACUACUCCACAAGAAGUCUCGUUACUUGACGUUAGAAAAGAAAUUGAUUUUUGUAGAAAAGUAAAAAUUCCUAUUUUGGGUGUAAUUGAAAAUAUGAGUACUUUUGUGUGUCCUAAAUGUAAGAAUUCCACCGAGAUCUUUCCAGCAUUAACAGGUGGUGCUCAGCAAAUGUCUAAAGACUUGAAAGUUGAAUUUCUGGGGUCAAUUCCUUUAGAUCCUCUCUUAGCACGAUGUUGUGACGAAGGAAAAAAUGUUUUUACAGAAAUGCCUGAAUCUCCUGCAAUAAUUGAGUUUAAAAAACUCGUUACAAGAAUCAUUGAGCAAUGUGAGUAUAAAGACGAUUCAACAGCUAUGAUGGAAUAAUAUUUAUUUAAAAAGUAUAUUAUAUUACAUUGUGUAUAUUGACUAUUUAAUGUAUGUAAUUACUUUUUCCAAAAAAAAUACAUCAUUAUUUGUAAACAUA
Messenger RNA from Chelonus insularis, 1183 nucleotides. RefSeq names its product NUBP iron-sulfur cluster assembly factor 1 (gene Nubp1). Gene Ontology annotation, cellular component: cytosol. Lineage: Eukaryota; Metazoa; Arthropoda; Insecta; Hymenoptera; Braconidae. The transcript is spliced from 7 exons. Gene Ontology annotation, molecular function: ATP binding; ATP-dependent FeS chaperone activity; 4 iron, 4 sulfur cluster binding. The record is from RefSeq and is a predicted model, not a curated record. Gene Ontology annotation, biological process: iron-sulfur cluster assembly. The coding region runs from base 112 to 1083 and encodes 323 amino acids.